Molecule: messenger RNA, 1729 nt
Organism: Meloidogyne enterolobii
Lineage: Eukaryota; Metazoa; Nematoda; Chromadorea; Rhabditida; Meloidogynidae
Source: the annotation of a GenBank genome assembly
UUCUUGUAUAUACAUAAACUCAAUUCUAGUGGAAGGAUAUAAAUAUAUGGAUUAGAGUGAUUAGGAGAGUAUUUGGGGAUUAGGAGGGCUUGAGAGGAUUUUGCGGAAGAAAUUGGGGGACCUGGGAGAAAUAAGAUGAAUGAGGCUAAAAGGAAGGCCUAAGAGGGGGAUGUAGAGGGAUUAAGUGAGUUUUGGGAUGAUAUUUUGGGUUUUUGAGGAUAUAGCGGUAUACCGGGGAUCUUUGAGAAUUAAGAGUGAUAUUGGAGAUCAAAAAGGAUAUAGAGGGAUUAAGAAUGAUAUCAUAGGAUUAAGAGGAUAUAGAGGGACUAAAACUGAUAUCAAGGAAUUAAGAGGGAUAUAGAGGGAUUAAGAAGGAUAUAGUGGGAUUAAGAGAAUUUUGAGAAAGGAAUCUGACUUCUUAGUCUUCCAAAAUUUAAAAAUACCAAAAAUACAUAAUGAAAAUAAAUUAAAUUCAGAAGAUCAAAAAACCACCAAAACGGGCAUUACUACAACAAAAACAAUUGCAAUAGCAAAAUAUAUUCGAACGAAUUUAACGAAAUUAAGAAAAAAGAAAAACAAAAAAUAGCAUUGUUUGAUAAACAUAUUGAAGAGAAAAAAGGAGCUAAUGGAGGAGAAGGUUUAAGUCUGCUCGAGUUUUUGCGUUCAUAUGGAGCUGUGUUAAAUUCUCGUGUUUAUGUAGGCGCUUCGAUAGCUAGAGUACUCGAUGUAUUGGCCUUUAAGGGUUAUAUGGUCUUCUUACCCAAAUUUUUGGAGAAUCAUUAUGGCAUUCCUCAAUAUCAAGUGCACAUUUAUAUGGCAUUUUUUGGGGUAUUAGGAUUUGCUUUUGGAGCAGCUAGUGGAGGUUUUAUAAUGAAAAAGCUGAGGCUGAAUGGAAGAAAAGCAGCUAUUUAUGUUUUGAUUAUUUCUGUUAUAAAUACUGCAUUGUUUGGGCUAAAGCCGCUACUUGGGUGUUAUUCUACUGUUAAUAGUAUUGGCCGUGACGUUCCCAGUAAUUCAAAUAACCACCAUAUAGAAUUAAACCUAACACGGGAAUGUAACACAGAAUGUGGAUGUAACUCAGCAAAACUUUAUCCAGUCUGUGAUAGAGCUGGUAAUGUCUAUUACUCUCCUUGUCAUGCUGGGUGCAGACAUAUUGAGAUACUGGACGGAGAAGAAAAUAAGCUGGAGUUUUCAGAAUGUGAAUGCGCUGAUGGGGGUAUUGUAAGCAAAAAACUUUGCCCAGACAAUUGUAGAUUUAUGAGAUACGCCUUUUUCGUCACGAUAGUUCUCGGUGCCUUCAUUGCCGGUACAGGCGUUGUGCCAGGAAUGUUGUUACUCUUACGCUCCGUCCCUCCCGAAACUAGGAGUCCAGCAUUGGGACUGCAAGGCCUUUUGGUGUCUGGAAUAGGCACACUUCCAUCUCCUGUGCUUUGGGGCUUAGUGAUUGACAGUGCUUGUCGUGUAUGGGAUUAUGAAUGUCAAAAAAGAGGGGCAUGCAAUAUCUACGAUCCUUGGGCACUACGUAUGCGAAUGCAUUUUCUUUAUGUUUUUAUUAGGGGAUUAUCAUUACUUGCCGAUAUUUAUGUUUGUAUUCACGCAAAAGGAUUGAACUUACAAGAGGAGGAUGAUGAAGGAAAGAAUGAAGAAGAUAGGCAAUCAGCUGAGAAGGCUGCGGCAAUACGCGAAACUAUAACUUUGGAAGCUAUUCCUACAUAAUAUAUAUUUUUAA